This is a messenger RNA of Erythranthe guttata (spotted monkey flower), 1318 nucleotides long. Its product is annotated as ethylene-responsive transcription factor 2. Gene Ontology annotation, molecular function: DNA binding; DNA-binding transcription factor activity. Gene Ontology annotation, biological process: ethylene-activated signaling pathway; regulation of DNA-templated transcription. The record is from RefSeq and is a predicted model, not a curated record. NCBI's taxonomy places the organism in Eukaryota, Viridiplantae, Streptophyta, Magnoliopsida, Lamiales, Phrymaceae.
UGGAUUGCAAAUUCUUUCAUUUAGAAUGAUGAAUGCGUGACAUCACAAAUUUUGACGUCAGCACUUCUUAUCCAUAAAAUAAAAAACUCUAAUUAACCACGUGAUGUAAUCCAUGAUCCAACAAGUUGCUCCACUUGUGAUUAUUAUUUUCUUCAAUGGUGCAAUUUCCAAGAAACCAAAACUCAUCGAGAUAAAAUCACAUUGCAUAAUAAAAUACAUUAUCGUAAUUCUUUAAUUGAUUAAUUUACCCAAUUAUAUUUCCCAUGGGUGCAUUGCACCUUCUUCCACCCUUCUCUCUCCACUUUCUCUCUCUACACUAUAUAAACCCCAAACCUUGUGUCUGUCCAAAAAUUCAGAAAAAUCUUUUCUCUCUCUCUCUAGAAUUCUCUCUUUCGCAAUACUAAUCAAAACACCAUAUUAUUAUGUACCAGCCAAAUUAUAGUGAGUUAACGCCGGUAGAUUUACCGGCGGUGUACUGCCGGAGCUACAGUUUCAGCAGCCUCAUGCCUUGUUUAACGGAGACCUGGGGUGACCUGCCGUUAAAAGUUGACGACUCUGAAGACAUGGUCAUUUACGGCCUCCUUCGUGACGCCGUUACCGACGGAUGGACGCCGUUUAACGACGUUAAAACCGAGCCAAGAGAUAUGGGCUUGGCUGCUGCGGUGAGAACGGAAUACGUUGUGGUUUCUCCGCCGGCGACUGCGGCGGCGGCGAGGCCUAAAGGGAGGCACUACAGAGGAGUGAGGCAACGGCCGUGGGGGAAGUUCGCUGCUGAGAUAAGAGAUCCGGCUAAAAACGGGGCGAGAGUGUGGCUCGGGACUUACGAAACAGCUGAGGAAGCGGCUUUGGCUUACGAUAGAGCCGCUUUCAGGAUGCGCGGCUCGAAGGCUUUGUUAAAUUUCCCGCAUAAGAUCGGCUUGAAUGAGCCGGAGCCGGUGAGAAUUACGGCUAAGAGGCGGUCACCAGAGACUUCUGGUUCAACAGUAUCGGCUCUUACAUCCGGCUCAGAUAGUGGCAGCUCACCGAAGCGGGUGAAGAGAGAAGAGACGGCUGAUGGAGCCGAGCUGGAAGUAGAUAGUCAAUCUACUUUCGGCUAUCAAGUUGAGUGCCAAAUGACGUCAUUGCCACUUGGUGCGCAGUUAGUGGUGGCUUAAAAUAUGAGCUGGAAUUGCAAUAUGGCCUGUUUGGAUGUGUAUAUUAAACUGAAAUUUUGCCCCCACGCUUCUAGUGGGCUAAAAUGCGAACUGAAAUCAAAUGCGUACGUGUAAAUUGUGUGUGGUGUGUGAAAAAAAAAUAUAUGAAUAUUUCCACGGUUCAA